This is a messenger RNA of Olea europaea var. sylvestris, 762 nucleotides long. RefSeq lists its product as uncharacterized. The transcript has 3 exons. NCBI's taxonomy places the organism in Eukaryota, Viridiplantae, Streptophyta, Magnoliopsida, Lamiales, Oleaceae. The record is from RefSeq and is a predicted model, not a curated record. The coding region runs from base 1 to 762 and encodes 253 amino acids.
AUGCCACCUUGUUUUGAAUUUGAUGAUGAAGAGGUGAGUACCAUGCCUGUAUGGGUGAAGUUAUCGGGCCUUCCAUUGGAUUGUUGGAAUUCAAGAGUAUUGUCUAAAAUUGCUUCCAAGAUUGGGAAGCCAAUUUCGACUGAUAAACUCACUGCUACGAAGGGGAGAUUGUCGUAUGCACGUGCUUUAGUGGAGAUUGAUGCGUCAAAGGAACUGGUGGUUGAGUAUGAACAUGAGCCCAAAUUUUGUGCCAACUGCAAGAUGUUGGGUCAUACUACUAAAGCUUGUAAUACCAACAAACAUGGAGCUAUACACGGUCAGAAAGUGGUUGCGAAAAAUAACCAAGGUAAAGGGGUGGUAACUGGACACAAUGUGGUUGAUCCCCCAGUUCAGGCUGCUUUGGAUGCUGGGGUUUCCUCCGAACAGUUGGUGUCAGCACAGGGACAACAUGAGGUCCAUGUUGAUGUUCCGUUUCCUCAGAUUGCAAACAAAUCAUCAACUAAAGUGCCAAAAGGUGGUGGAAAAUCUGGGCAGCCCUCUGCUGGACAGAAUCUUAACACUUUUUCAGAAAAUGUGCAAAAUCAUUCUUCUAAGGAGGGGGAUACUACUACUUUGCAGUGUUUGAGUUCUAAGAAUGUGGAUGGCAAAGUUAUUUGUUUGGAUAAAACAAAUGAGAAGCACAAAGGUAAGACAGAUGAGAAACGUAAUUUAUUCAUUGAUAAGAAAAAGAAGAAAGGUCAUUCCCUUCCUUCUUCAUCAUGA